This is a messenger RNA of Morus notabilis, 979 nucleotides long. RefSeq lists its product as uncharacterized. The transcript is spliced from 2 exons. The record is from RefSeq and is a predicted model, not a curated record. Lineage: Eukaryota; Viridiplantae; Streptophyta; Magnoliopsida; Rosales; Moraceae. Bases 330 to 731 code for a protein of 133 amino acids.
AGACGUCCUUGAAAAGCAAAAGGAAAACACAGAUAAUUACACCGCCGCUUCCUUUUUUUCUUCUGAGGAUCUGGACAAGUAUUCCCGAGAAACAAACAAAAGCUCUGCCAAUUAGAACUCUCCACUUCUAUCUCUGUAUCUGAAUAACAAGGAAAGAAACCCUUUCCAAUCAAGCGAACGCCAGUUGGAUAGAGUUUUUGGAGUUCUAUUCUAUCCAUUUGCCUCGAUUUUAGAAAAAACGCAGAAAAUUUUCUAGAUAUUUUUUGCUUCUCCGUACAGGAUUUUUCAUUUUAUCGGGAAGAAAAAAAAGGAAGGAAAAGGAAAGAGAGAUGAUGAGAAGGCAGCAAGAUCAGCAGUCCGGGGUUUUAUACGAGCUCUCGUCUCUAGUUCUCAACAUCCUUCGAUCGCCUCCGUCUCCGAUCCCGUUCUCCGAUCACUCUCUACCGGCACCGGCGCCGGCGUCGGUGCAGUCGUCGAGGCGUUCGUUGCAGCAGAUCUCGCCGGCGGGAUUCGCUUCGCUGCUGCUAGGGAUUUCGCUGGCGCUGAUGCUGUGUGGAUCGGUGACUUUCUUCAUCGGAUUCAUACUGAUGCCGUGGGUUCUCGGAUUGGUGAUGGUGUUCUAUGUGGCCGGAAUCGUUUCGAGUCUCUCCAUGUUGGGACGCUCGCUUCUUUGUUACGCCACGGCUCCUUCCACGCAGCGAAAGGAAAUUCCCGCAUGGAAAGUUUUGUAAAGACAAGGACGAGGGUGAGUCAGAGAGAGUUGAAUUGAGCUUUGUGGGGAGUGGAUGAAGCAGCACAAUAUUUUGUUGUGAUUGGUUCUGCGUCUAGAAUAUAUGCCAAACUGAAGUUAUAGGAUCUUCUUCACAAUAUAUUUUCAUGCAGGAGAACUGUGCAUAAUCGUCUUAUCAACUUUUACUGAUAUGUGGAUAUGGCUUCUGUUGUUUAAGUUGAAAUAGCGAAAUCAAUGACGGUUUUCUAA